AUGAAUAUCUAUACUACCGACACUGAUUUUAAUGAAGUGAUUGGUUCGUGGGCAAUUUGGCCGCUCUUUAAAACGUUGCGAAAUCGUCCAGAAGCUAAUUGGCUUCUUUUUUGUGAAGCGCACAUUCAUGUGAAUUUGGAAUUGUUGGUCAAUUUUUUAGCGAACUAUUCUUCUGAUGCUGCACUUGAUUGUCGUUCGUCUACUUGUUUUACAAAACCUGAAACUGAAGAGAAUUUUAUUUAUCGUAAUUUACCAUAUCUGAUUUAUUCAGUUAGGGAUUUCUGCAAUUUGUGA
Dracunculus medinensis (Guinea worm) is the source of this 294-nucleotide messenger RNA. NCBI's taxonomy places the organism in Eukaryota, Metazoa, Nematoda, Chromadorea, Rhabditida, Dracunculidae. The record is from the annotation of a GenBank genome assembly.